Trichosurus vulpecula (common brushtail) is the source of this 3037-nucleotide messenger RNA. It is a transcript of the gene S100PBP, whose product is annotated as S100P binding protein. The transcript is spliced from 9 exons. The record is from RefSeq and is a predicted model, not a curated record. Lineage: Eukaryota; Metazoa; Chordata; Mammalia; Diprotodontia; Phalangeridae. Gene Ontology annotation, cellular component: nucleus; cytosol. Bases 541 to 1863 code for a protein of 440 amino acids. Gene Ontology annotation, molecular function: calcium-dependent protein binding.
CCCUGCCCUUGGCCCUUACAUCCCCACCCCCUCGCCGGCGUUGGCCCAGGGGCUACCUCGCGGGUGGGCGAGGCUGGGGCUCGGGCGAGUGUAAGAUGGCGCCGCGGCCUAUGUGAACUCAGCUUGCCCGCCCCGGUUUCGUGAGUUCACAGUGGGAAUGUUGAACAGGAAGAUACCUUCCUUUGACCUCAGGUGGUGGAAGAAGCACUGAACUUGAUCUCCUGGUCUACGACUUAUUAGUCCUGGUAUCCUGGGCUAGUGACUUGUCUUAGGGCCACCGUGAAGUGGAUCUCUUCCUGCCUCAUAAGUGUUUAAUCUGAAGUUAAGACUAGUUGUGUGCCCUUGGUUAAACAAAAGUCUGAUAGUGAUUGUGAUCGAUGGCAUGUAGUUUAUCACUGUUAACAGAAAGGAAAGGAAGGUGGGAGUCAGUCAUUUUGACGCCUCCUGAAAGGAACAUCCAGCAGGAGCUGAAACCUACUUCCCGUUGAUCUUGCGGCAGAGGCAGAGACGUUGUUGAUUGCUUCGGCAGUUCCACACAAUAUGACCUGCUCUCUAGAAUCCUCUGGUGUUUUCGAUGGCUCAGGGUCUGAGCAGACCAAAAUCACCUCUCUCCAACCUAAAGACAGUGCUCCAGUCUCAUCCUGGGGUAGGUUUGGACAGGAUGAAGAUGGACUAGAUGACUCCUUAUUGGAGCUUUCUGAGGGAGAAGAGGAUGAUGGUCACUUCAAUUACACGGAAGAAGAGAUUCAGGAGCUCUUGAAGGAUGAUGACUCACUGAGUGAACAGUCUCUGGGAGAAUUACAAAAAGAUGCAGGUGGUGACACUGAGAAGUUGGGGAGCUCUAGUUGUGCUUCACUUGACGCUCCCCAAGUUAUAAAUGUACUCGGCAGCUUGGGACCCAGGGCUGGGCCCGCUAGCGUCUAUAAACUACCUCACAUAAAUACCCCAGCUAGUCAUGCACCCACUCUGACCAAAUCACGUAGCAGACACUUUGUGCCAGAAAAAAGUCCCUUGAAAGUAACUGUUGUCCCACCCUUUAAUACAACAGUUUGUGAUGAUAUGCUUGGUCCAAAGAAGACUGAGUUUUCUUCCAAAGAUGGAUACAGUAAUGCAGACUGUUUGGGAUCUCCCUCCUUCCUGGAGGAAGAUGUGAGUAAAGAAGAUCAUGGCCAGAACGAUGGCAGACUUUGCACUAAAGAAACCAGCUGCACUUGUUCUGUCUGGGAAGGGCCCCAGCCUUGUAAAGCUAGCCCUCCACAGGGGGCUCCCGGAGCCGGUGAUCCUCGUUGUGAGGAGUCUCUACCCGUGGUUUCCCCGACCUUGGAACAGCCUCAUAGACCAGAGGUGGCACUGUCUUCCAGGAAUGGUGGACACAAAUUAGGUGACACAUCUAGGUUUCCAGCUGUUCAGUCGACCAAACGGGUCAGACUAGACAAGGAUUCUGAGAAGAAGGAAGGGUAUGAGAGAAGAUUAGGCAAAGUCAUUCCGCUUCUGCAGGCCAAAGCAAGGAGUAAGAUUCAGAUAUUUUCGCAAACUGAACUGGAACAGAAGAAGCAGAUUUAUCUUAAGAAUGUCAUUGCUCACUUAAAAAACCCGCUGGAAUCUAACCAAGGUACCUUAGGCGAGUUAUAUGCCUUGAUGGAUCAAGUUGCUGAUGUGGAAUAUCAGAUGCAGAAUCAGCGGUGGCAGCACCCAUCAGACCUCACCAUGAGAAACUACCCUCGAUUCAGACAGAAGCCCCUGCAGAGGUACAGCCUGACUCAGUGGGUGGACAGGAACCUGAGAAGCCAUCGCCGGUUCGAAGGGCUUGCCGAUCAGUUCCAGCACAAGCACCCGCCAGUUGUCUCAUCCCCCCACUUAUGAAGGAGCUGCCCUAAGGCACCCACCCUAUCAGUACUCAGAGCAAUUUUUGUUCCGUUUUGUUUGCUUUGUAGAUUUCUGAAUGAUUUUAUUUUAAUGAAACUUUUUUUCAAGACCUUGUCACCUUUUGAAAGCGCCCAUUCAUAGACUUCAUCUGUUUUGUACGAGGUCCUUUUUAUUUUCUUUAGCCAUAGUAAGAUGGUGUGUUAACUGUGUAUUUUUAAGAAUUCAUUUUGGAUCAAAGCCAGAUGUCUCUGGAGAGCCUGUAUCUGGCCAAAACACUCAGCCUGAAGCAGAGGUGACAUCUCACCCUGCAGAGUAGAGAUCCACUUAUGUCUAGAAAAGUCCUUCUUAGAUCAUCUUAAAGGAGGCAAUACCACCCCAUGAGGAAGUGUAUUAGCUUUAGUUACUCUGCAACUAACAGACUGGAUCAGUUUUAAAUUUUUGAACUCAAUACCUAUCAGUAUUUUGUAACCGAGUAAACCCAGGGCAUUUGAAUCGAAUAAAGUAAGGCAGAAGUUCUAUGGAAAGGACAUGAUGGAGCAAAUGUAUGCACUCCCUCACCUCCCUCCCUUCUGUAUCUUCAAGAUGCUAUUGUCUCCUGGCUUUUCGUUCCUCAUUAAAUAAUUUCAUUUUGCUUGCCAGUGUUUGCAGACUUCCUGCACUUGUAUCCUGUGACUAAUUCUGGAAUAACGCCUGAUCAAUAUCUUUGGACCCUGGCUGCAUCCCCCUUCUUAAGGAAUUUUUCCUUUUUUCCCUUAUACAGUAGCUACCACCUAGGGCUCUGGCCUGAAGCGUUCGCUGCUGUCUUGUGGAAGGACUGCCUUGGAACCUUGACUGUAUAAAACAGAUCGGAAACGCAGAUUGAUGGAAAAUUGCCAGCAGUUUUUUACUGUUCUCAGCUUUAAAUACAAGCUGUUGUGCUGUUUACCUUGAUUCCUUGUCAAGUGUCACCAGUGGGUGCUGACGUCUUUGUUACUAAUCCAGGACCUGGUGUGUCCAUCAGUCCUAGAGGGGAACGGGAGGUCCCACACAGCAGAUACAGCACUUCACUGUCCACAUAGACUCACUUUGGUGUUUACAAAAGCGUUUGAGCCUUCCCUUGUCCGUCUGUUUAUUAAGCAUCUAUUUUGUGUAAGAUAUACAAAGACAAAAUAAAAAGUUCCUUCCCUUUAAA